UUUUGUUCAUCCAUCCGUUUGUUCACUUAGGUUCUGUUAAGUUAAUUGCUCAGCUUCACCAGAUGCAACUCGAUGUAAGCAAAGUCAUUGACAAGACAGACCUAAAAAAUGAGUUGAAGAAAAUUGCUUUAGACAAGGGCUUCAAAAUUAUUGACAAUGAAGGAUCAGGAAAUUGCAUGUUCUAUGCUUUGUCAGAUCAAAUGGAACUUGCUUUGAGAAUCAAAAUCAAGCAUGACGAAUUAAGACAAACGUUGGUCCAGUACCUCAGAAAAAACCCUAAACUACCGAAUGGAACAACUCUGUUUCACUUCGUCCAUGGUCAUCAAUCAUGGGCUGAUUACUUAACGUACGUGGAGCAAGAUGGCGCUUGGGGUGACCAUGUUAUUCUAUGUGCCACAGCAAACUGCUACAAAACUUGCAUUCGUGUGGUCAGCAGUCUUAACGCUUCUCACGAUGUUAUCUUACGACCACAAUGUCCUGUUGACAAAAGCAGGACACUUGUGUUGGGACACAUCCAUGAAGUGCAUUAUGUCAGCCUUCACUCCACACAAGGUACAAUUAUUUACAUUACACCCAGUAAAUGA
Stylophora pistillata is the source of this 584-nucleotide messenger RNA. RefSeq lists its product as uncharacterized. NCBI's taxonomy places the organism in Eukaryota, Metazoa, Cnidaria, Anthozoa, Scleractinia, Pocilloporidae. Gene Ontology annotation, biological process: adenylate cyclase-activating G protein-coupled receptor signaling pathway; hormone-mediated signaling pathway; activation of adenylate cyclase activity. Gene Ontology annotation, molecular function: protein binding; G protein-coupled peptide receptor activity. The record is from RefSeq and is a predicted model, not a curated record. Gene Ontology annotation, cellular component: plasma membrane.